Sphaerulina musiva SO2202 is the source of this 2638-nucleotide messenger RNA. RefSeq lists its product as uncharacterized. NCBI's taxonomy places the organism in Eukaryota, Fungi, Ascomycota, Dothideomycetes, Mycosphaerellales, Mycosphaerellaceae. Gene Ontology annotation, molecular function: metal ion binding. The record is from RefSeq and is a predicted model, not a curated record. The coding region runs from base 86 to 2098 and encodes 670 amino acids. The transcript has 4 exons.
UCUCACCUCACAGCACUUGUAUGCGCUGGCGCAGCAUGGAUGGCAAUUCUGAAGACCAGGAAGCUGCCAUAUAAACUCUCCCGACAUGGCUGCGCGCAGGAGUCUGGGGGGUGGUCGGGUCCUUGGUAGUGGGAAGAAUCUCGCACCUCCAACACCAUCAGCAUCGCCUGCGCUCAAGCCCGGCCUAGCACUGCAGCGACCGCCUCUGCUAUCACCCUCUGACAGCUCUGUCUCGCUGAGCUCUCGUGCCUCGAGUACGCCGAUCACGACCGACACCGAGGAUCUCACUUCGCGUAUCGCGCUCGACAGCGAUGGGGUCAAUCAUGCGGCUGCGGCAGCCACGAAUCGCAUGGUCUGCCCCAUCUGCAGUGAAGAGAUGGUCACUCUUCUACAGCUAAAUAGACACAUCGACGAUAACCACGCAAAUCUCGAACAGAUUGAGCAGCAGGAAGCCCAGGAUUGGUUCAAGCAACAAAUGACAAAAGCGAAGAAGUUCCAGCCGCUAGCUUUGAUCAAUCAAAAGUUGCGGGGGCUCGAGGUGUUCGAGUCCAACAAUGAGAUUGCCGCAUCGUCUGUGACUCCACGCGUCCUCUCAGAGGGUCGUGAGGCAUCGCCGGCCCCAGUGGCAAGGGUGUCCGAGGCCUCUGAUCCUGACGAAGUUGUCACUCGUGCGCACUGGCAACGUUCUCGAGGAAAUGAUGCUUGCUCUGAUCCCAUGUGUGGAAAACGGCUUGGACCUGCGAACGGCCAAGUCAAUUGUAGACAUUGCGGCAAGCUUUUCUGUGACGAGCACACCAUGUACCAGAUGAAACUCUCACGAUCAGCACAACAUGAGCCGGUUCGUGGUCUGUGGUGUCGUGUCUGUGAGACCUGCUACAAGAGUCGGCCAGGUUACAACGACCACCGUGGAUUAGAAUGGAGUCACAUGGAUUUUUUCAGCAAAGUACGGCGGAAGAAUGUAGACAAGCAGUAUCUGGAGACAAGCCGACUCGAAACCAGACUCACGAGACUAACACAGCUACUUGCUGAUCCGCCUCCCAUGGAGCAGACUCCCAGUGCAGGCACCUUCCUGUGGUCAUCCAUCGCUGGGAGCAAGCCUCAGAUACGUGCUCUUGAGCAGUCUGUUGUGCCCUGGGAAGAUGAUACCACAGUUUCGGAAUGUCCCUUCUGUCAUCAACCAUUUACACAGUACAGCUUUCGACGACACCAUUGCCGCAUCUGUGGUCGGGUAGUGUGUGGAGAUCCUACAACGGCAUGUUCCUCGGAAAUCGGGCUCGAUGUGGCCACAAAGAAACCCGGGCCUCAAAAUGUGCCGGUCGAUGUGCGCAUGUGUAGAGACUGUCAGCGAACGAUAUUCAGUAAGGCAGACUUCGCACGAGAGCUGAACGCACCGACUCCAGAUCAGCGAGCCUACAACAAUCUCAUGCAGUUUGAGCAAGGCAUUCGCUUGCUCCUGCCGAAGUUCCAGCGACUACUGGGACCACUGCAGGACCCGGAUCAUCCGCCCUCUCCCGCACAGCUCGCAGAAGCGUCCAAGGUACGAAAGCGACUCACCGAAGCAUUUACGCAGUACGACGUAGCUGCACGACGUAUCAGAGAUAUGCCUACCGAAAGCCCAACGCAGGAACGACUUCAGAAGGCCAUCUACAUGCAGGCUUCAACCUUCCUCCAUAUUCACAUGCUACCACUCAAGUCGUUGCCAAAGAUUAUGAAACAUGCUACCCCGAAUGGGGUGCGGCACGCCCCUACAGGCUCCAACAAGCCCCAAUCUGCUCUGGCAGCCAUAAAGUAUGACUCCAUCGCCAAUGGUGAUAGCCAUCGGCCAGGAAGUAGCCGGGCCAGCAGCGUGAGCUCUGUCGCCGUCACGGCUUUAGAAGCAGAGGAGAGAGAACUAAGGGAACGUCUCAUUAUAUUGGAGGAACAGAAGUUCAUGGUUUCUGAAAUGAUUGCAGAGGCCAGUAAGCGAAGGAAAUUCGACGAAGUGUCUGCUCUGUCAUCCAAUGUCGAAGAGAUAUCAAAAGAGAUCGAUCACCUGCAAGCGCAGAUUCAGGCCAUGGACUUUGCUGGUGCAUAUGCUGCAGAUCAGGCUAUAAAGUGAAGCAAAAACCAGGUGAUGAAGAUAUCGAUUCGAGCAUUCUGAACGGGCCGAACCCGUUGCAUGAAGGACGUCGUCAGCCUCUGGAUGCGUCAGUUGGUCAAGGACAGCAACUAUCGCAUGACUCUGAGGAACUGCACCAAUGUCUGCUGCGAACGCUGUCCUACUCGGGAACGGUGCCGCACGCUGUUGGAUCGUCAUGGUGGUACAUGAUGGAGUCCAUUAUGGCGCGAUUCACCUCCUUCGCAUCAUCACUAAGGCCAUGGUGAAGCCUCUGGUUGAUCGCAUCCCGAAGAGAGGCGACAGGUGCUUAAUCUAUCUGAGCAUGGCGCAGAAGAGCGAAUUUCACCGCAUUCUCCAAAGCGCGCCACACGACUAGUCGGAGGAAUGGGAUGGGUCUCCAAACUGAUAAGAAUUCAAUGCAGAUCAUGAUGGAAUCUGCUCUCCGCUUGAUUUUUCUUGUUCAUAAUUCAUACUUCAGCCUGACUAGCCAUGGACCCUAAUUCAAUGCCUGCCAAGCUCCACGGGCAUGCUCAUUGUCCC